UGACGUCACUACUUGCAGGUCAGCCGGCUCGCUGUGUAUGGAUUAAUUAUCAGUAUUCACAAUGAAUAACAAUGAAACGGAGCCAGCCAGCGUAGACGUUGAGAAGGGACCGCCGGAAAUUGAACUAUCGCGGGCCGCGGCAACGAACGGCGCAAAUGGCGCGCUCAGUCGAACUCAAACGGCGCGAACGACAAGGACCAGCGAUCGGGUUAAGCUAGCGUUUUUGUACGUGCUUCAGUUCACCGGUGUUGGGGCUUCGAUCGCGGCCAUCGUGCUCAUUUGGUACUACAUGGGUUGGGAGUUUGGAUUGCCUUCGCUUCUGAUCACCCUAGCCGCGGUUUUCAUCGCCAGCGGCUGGUGGCGAUGGUGGUACAUCGCGCUCGUGACCGCCCCGCGGGAUAUCAAAGCACUGGGAAGGUACAUCAAGCUGCUGCGGUUGGUGAAACGCCACGCAAGGAACAAUGCCAGCAUCGGCGAUGUAUUCUCGGAGUACGUCUCGAAGCAACCGGAGAAGACAUGUUUGGUGUGCGAAGGUCGAUCCUGGACCUUCCGGGAGGUGAAUGACUACGCUAACCGCUUGGCGAACGUGUUCCACUCGCACGGAUACAAAAAUGGCGAUGUCGUAGGCUUGCUGCAGGAGAAUCGUCCCGAGUUUGUCGCCACUUGGCUGGGAUUGUCGAAGUUGGGCGUGAUCGUACCCCUGAUUAACCACAACCUCCGGAAGAAUGCCCUCAUGCACAGCGUGACCGUGGCCAACUGCAAUGCACUGAUCUACGCUGAGGCAUUGGCCGAUGCCGUGACCGAAAUAGUUGAUACGUUGCCGUCUGCGGUAGCGCUGUAUCAGGUGAACGAGGUCGUCCAGAAACCGGUUCUCGCUAACGCCAAAGAUCUGACGACGCUGAUGCAGUCCGCGUCGAAGGAACUGUCCACGAAUGGAAUCAAAAAACCCAACCAUCAUGACAAGCUGAUCUACAUCUACACCUCGGGAACUACCGGACUACCGAAGGCUGCCGUUAUUACUCACUCGAGGUACAUUUUCAUCACUGCCGCAAUUUCGCUGGUGGCCGGCUUCCGAUCGGACGACGUAUUCUAUACACCUCUUCCACUGUACCACACGGCCGGAGGAAUGAUGAGCAUCGGUCAAGCGUUGCUGUUCGGUGCCACCGUCGUAACGCGAAAGAAGUUUUCCGCAUCUCAGUUCUUUGCCGAUUGCCAAAAGUACAACUGCACUAUUGCCCAGUACAUUGGAGAGAUGGCCCGGUACAUUCUUGCUACCCCGGUCUCGGCGACAGACAAGGCCCACAAAGUUCGCCUAAUAUUCGGUAACGGACUCCGUCCACAGAUUUGGCCACAGUUCGUGGAACGGUUCAACAUUCCCCGAGUGGCUGAGUUUUAUGGCGCUACGGAAGGCAACGCAAAUAUCGUGAACAUUGACAAUACGGUCGGAGCGAUUGGAUUCGUGUCCAGAAUUAUUCCGGUUGUGUACCCAAUUUCCAUCAUCCGUGCUGACCCGGCCACUGGUUACAGCGAGCCACUGCGUGAUAAGAACGGUCUCUGUCAGUUGUGUAAGCCGAAUGAGCCUGGUCUGUUCAUUGGAAAGAUCAUUGCGAACAACCCUUCGCGUGCCUUCCUCGGGUACGUCGAUAAAGGUGCAACAGAGAAGAAGAUCGUGCGGGACAUCUUCCGGAAGGGGGACUCCGCCUUUCUUUCCGGCGAUCUGCUGGUAGCGGACGAGCGGGGCAAUCUGUUCUUCAAGGAUCGCACCGGUGACACGUACCGUUGGAAGGGUGAAAACGUGUCUACGAGCGAAGUGGAGGCCGAGGUAAGCAACGCCGUCGGCUAUCGGGAUACGGUGGUGUACGGUGUGGAGGUGCCGAACCUGGAAGGACGAGCCGGUAUGGCCGCCAUCUUGGACCCGGAUCGGCAGGUCGAUCUGGAGCAGUUCGCGCGCACCAUCAAGGAUACUCUUCCAUCGUACGCUCGGCCCCAGUUUGUGCGUUUGCUGUCGAAGGUCGAUAUGACCGGUACGUUUAAGCUGAAGAAACUCGAUCUGCAGGUGGAAGGCUUCGAUCCCAACACUAUUGAAGACGCUCUGUACUACCUUACACCGAAAGGCCAGUACGAGCCACUAACUACGGAAGUGUACGCACAGAUUCAGAGAGGAGAAUUACGACUGUAGAGCUGCUAGGGUGAUAAGGCUGUCCCAAUGUUAUCCCCGUUAGUAUCCGGCAAAGGAAACGACGCGUAACUGUUGUGUUUAAUUUGUUAUAACACUUUAUAUACUGAAGGCUGUUUUCCAUAAGAAUAACUGUGUGACAUUUUCUCUGUUACAAGUCAUCCUCACUCUCGACAAAGAGUGUGCUAAGGCAGGAAUAAAGUUAAACGAAGAAGUAGAUUUUCGAGUAGAUAUUUUCUAAACGAUCUAUUUGUAAUACGGUAUAAUAAGUUGGUGUAAUAUUUAAUGUGGUAAAAGGGUGCUGAGAGAUAAUAUGCAUACUCCUAGAAUACGAAACACUGUAAAGCAUUUUGAAGAGUGCUGCCACAGACGCCGUCUACAAACGAAACAAUAAGACGGAACAGAGACACGAAAGCCGGAUGA
This is a messenger RNA of Anopheles cruzii, 2599 nucleotides long. RefSeq names its product long-chain fatty acid transport protein 4-like. Gene Ontology annotation, biological process: triglyceride homeostasis. Gene Ontology annotation, cellular component: endoplasmic reticulum. The transcript is spliced from 7 exons. The record is from RefSeq and is a predicted model, not a curated record. Gene Ontology annotation, molecular function: long-chain fatty acid transmembrane transporter activity; long-chain fatty acid-CoA ligase activity. NCBI's taxonomy places the organism in Eukaryota, Metazoa, Arthropoda, Insecta, Diptera, Culicidae. Bases 62 to 2179 code for a protein of 705 amino acids.